AAUGGAUUGAUGGACCACGAUGAUUUCAGAGCUUGCUUAAUUUCAAUGGGCUAUGAUUUGGGUGAAGCUGAGUUUGCCCGAAUUAUGUCUCUGGUUGACCCCAAUGGGCAAGGAACCGUCACUUUCCAGUCCUUCAUUGACUUCAUGACCAGAGAAACAGCAGACACGGACACGGCUGAGCAAGUGAUAGCUUCCUUCAGAAUCCUGGCUUCAGAUAAGCCUUAUAUCCUGGCAGAUGAGUUACGUCGAGAGCUGCCUCCUGAGCAGGCUCAGUACUGCAUCAAGAGAAUGCCUCCCUACACUGGCCCAGGUUCUGUCCCCGGGGCUCUGGAUUACACCUCUUUCUCGUCAGCACUGUAUGGAGAGAGUGACCUCUGAUUCUGUAAUUGGCCGUAUUCAUGGUAAACGCCAAAAACACCCACCUUAUUGCCCAGAUUGCUUCUCCAAAGCUUUGAAAAGCUGUAAAAUGAGUUUUACAAAUACAGUAGGUACAGUCAGUGUAAAGUGCUAGUAACUAAAGAAACCAGUGUAUAUUAAGGUGUGCGGCACGCUAGACUUAUGCACUAUUGGUUUUAGGUUGUCUGUCCUAUACAGUGCUAGAAAAUAUAUAUAAAA
Eurypyga helias (sunbittern) is the source of this 615-nucleotide messenger RNA. Its product is annotated as alpha-actinin-2-like. The transcript is spliced from 3 exons. Lineage: Eukaryota; Metazoa; Chordata; Aves; Eurypygiformes; Eurypygidae. The record is from RefSeq and is a predicted model, not a curated record. The coding region runs from base 10 to 378 and encodes 122 amino acids. Gene Ontology annotation, molecular function: calcium ion binding.